Messenger RNA from Microthlaspi erraticum, 804 nucleotides. The record is from the annotation of a GenBank genome assembly. Lineage: Eukaryota; Viridiplantae; Streptophyta; Magnoliopsida; Brassicales; Brassicaceae.
AUGUCGGCCACCAUUAUCGUUUUCUUCACAGAGAUAAUUCUUGCACGUGUCUCGAGAUGGAAUUAUCCGUCGCUUUGUCUCGUCUCAAAAAGAUUCCACUCUCUCUUAUCAUCUAUGCAAUUCUAUAAGACUCGAUCUCAAAUCGGAGCCAAAGAAACAUGCGCCUAUGUUUGCUUAAACUUUCGCAGCUCCCCAUGUCCAAGCUGGUUUAGUCUUUUCACGAAACCUAAUCAAACCCUAACCGAACACAGAGGGGAGAUUAGGUUUCCAAAGGAUCCAAGUGGAAACUCGGUUGUGCCGACACCUUUCUCUUCUUCCCAUUCUCAUCAUACAACAUGUCAGUCCAACUUUUCGAUUGGUUCGGAAAUCUACAUAAGUGGUGGACCCUGGGAAGAGCCGUCUUCCUCUGUUCAAAUCUUUGAUUGUCGGAGUCAUACUUGGCGUAACGGCCCUAACAUGACCGUCGCUCGGGAGGAUGCAUGUGCGCGAUUCCGCAAUGAGAAAAUAUAUGUGAUGGGAGGUUGCGAUAUUGACGAGUACUCUGCCAGUUGGAUUGAGGUGUUUGACAUGACGUCUCAGUCUUGGACAGCCUUUCCGGGUCCUGGCGCUGAUGAAGCCGAGUUACGCAAUCUUUUACAUGGAGGUUAUGAUUACAAUAUAGUUAAUGUGUCUCAAGGAAAGCUCUACGUAAAUAUAGAUGAAAAGGAGUACACUUACGAGUUGAAAGAUGGUACAUGGAAAGUUGUACGACAGCAAUCGAGUUCCCUGUUGAAGUCCGAAAGGUGCAAUUUUUAUAUGAAGUGA